This is a messenger RNA of Parascedosporium putredinis, 1743 nucleotides long. The record is from the annotation of a GenBank genome assembly. Lineage: Eukaryota; Fungi; Ascomycota; Sordariomycetes; Microascales; Microascaceae.
AUGUUGUACACAAAGCUUGCCUCGGACAUCAAUGAGGUCGAUGUCAUCGUGGCUGGAGGCGGCACGGCCGGGUGCAUCGUGGCCGGACGGCUCGCGGAAGCGGACCCGACGCUCUCCGUCCUCGUGAUCGAGGGUGGCGCCAAUAACCACAACGUCCCCAGCGUCCUGGCGGACCGCGAGCCCAUCGUGCCCUCGGGCGGCACUUUGGGUGGUGGUUCGUCCAUCAACUUCAUGAUGUAUACCCGUGGCCAGCGCGAAGACUUUGACGCUUGGAACACGGAAGGCUGGUCCUCUGACGAACUGAAGCCCUACCUAAACAAGUUUGAAAACUACCACGGCCCCGGCAAAAGCGAAGACCACGGCCGCAGCGGUCCCAUCAACGUCUCCCGCGGCACAUACCGCGCCCAAGUCUCCGAAGACGACUUCAUCCAAGCCGCCAACCAGGUCGGCUUCCCCGAGAUCGAGGACCUCCAGAGCCUCGACACCAACAACGGCAUCCAGCGCUGGCAGCGCUACAUCUGCCCCGAGGGCAAGCGCCAGGACACCGCCCACCGCUACAUCCACCCCAAGCUCGAAAAGGCCGACCAGUACCCCAACCUCCACGUCAUCGUCGAAUCCAAGGUCGUGCGCGUCCUGCUCGACGACAACAAGCGCGCUGUCGGCGUCGAGUACAUCACCAACCCGGAGUUCCAGCCCCAGGGCAGCGCCGCCAACUUCCAGCCGUCCAAGCAGACGGUCCGCGCGAGGAAAUUGGUCGUCGUGUCGUGCGGCGCGUGCGGUACCCCGGCGUCCUCGAGCGGUCCGGUAUCGGAAACCCCGAGGUGCUCGAGAAGGCGGGUGUCCCUGUUGUCGUCGACCUCCCUGGUGUUGGUCAUGACUAUCAGGAUCACAAUUUGGUCCUCCCCCUAUAGGACUAACCUGGCCCCGGACCAAACGAUCGAUGGCCUCCUCGGCGGCCGCGUGGAUGCGGCGGAGCUGAUCAAGAACAAGGACAAGCUACUUGGCUGGAACGCCAUCGACAUCUCAUCCAAACUUCGGCCAACCGAUGCGGAAGUCGAAGCCCUGGGUCCCGAGUUCAAGGCGACGUGGGACCGUGACUUCAAGGAUGCACCCAACAGGCCACUCAUGUUGAUGGGUCUCGUUUCUUGCUUCCUCGGUGAUCCCACAGCCGUCCCAACCGGCCAAUACGUCAGCGUCGGAAACUACACCGCGUACCCCUACUCCCGCGGCCACAUCCACAUCACCGGCGCCGACGUCAGCGACCCGCUCGAUUUCGACGUCGGCUUCUUCACCGACAAGGACGACAUCGACCUGAAGAAGCAGAUCUGGGCGUACAAGAAGUCCCGCGAAAUCAUGCGCCGCACCAAGAUGUACCGCGGCGAGGUCGCCCUCGGCCACCCCAAGUUCCCCGCCGGAUCUCCGGCCGCCUGCGUCGAGCUGGACGCCGAGCUGUCCGACGUGAAAGACAUCGAGUACUCCGCCGAGGACGACAAGGCCAUCGAGCAGUGGCUCCGCGAGAACAUUGGCACGACGUGGCACUCUCUCGGGACCGCCAAGAUGGCGCCCCGGGACAAGAGGGGCGUCGUGGCGUCCAACCUCGACGUGCACGGCGUCCAGGGUCUGAAGCUCGCCGACCUGAGCGUGCCGCCCGAGAACCUCGGCGCGAAUGUGAACAACACGGCGCUUCUCAUUGGCGAGAAGGCGGCUGAUAUCAUAAUUAAGGAAUUGGGCCUGGCGGCCUAG